Mucor velutinosus is the source of this 438-nucleotide messenger RNA. RefSeq lists its product as uncharacterized. Bases 1 to 438 code for a protein of 145 amino acids. The record is from RefSeq and is a predicted model, not a curated record. Gene Ontology annotation, molecular function: structural constituent of ribosome. NCBI's taxonomy places the organism in Eukaryota, Fungi, Mucoromycota, Mucoromycetes, Mucorales, Mucoraceae. Gene Ontology annotation, cellular component: cytosolic large ribosomal subunit; ribosome. Gene Ontology annotation, biological process: cytoplasmic translation. The transcript has 3 exons.
AUGGCUGAACAAUACAUCCCAUCACCUUUUCUCCUUCUCUCAUCCAAUUUCUCUCGAGUUCAAGCCAUGGCCAAGUCUACUGCUACCCCUCAAAAGCGCUCCACUCUCGCUGAUGUCGUUACUCGUGAAUACACCAUCCACAUGCACAAGCAUGUCUUUGGUCGUUCUUUGAGAAAGCGUGCUCCUCAUGCCAUCAAGGCCGUUAAGGCUUUCGCUCAAAAGGCUAUGGGUACCAAGGAUGUCCGUCUUGAUCCCUCUUUGAACAAGGCUGUCUGGUCUCGUGGUGUCAAGCACACUAACCACCGUAUUCGUGUUCGUAUCGCUCGUAAGCGUAACGAUGAUGAAGAUGCAAAGGAAAAGCUCUACUCUUAUGUCACCUUUGUCCCUACUGUUGAUUUCAAGGGUCUUAACACUGAAGUUGUCGAGGAUGAAAACUAA